This is a messenger RNA of Opisthorchis viverrini, 848 nucleotides long. RefSeq lists its product as hypothetical. Lineage: Eukaryota; Metazoa; Platyhelminthes; Trematoda; Opisthorchiida; Opisthorchiidae. The record is from RefSeq and is a predicted model, not a curated record. The transcript is spliced from 3 exons. Bases 57 to 848 code for a protein of 263 amino acids.
GUACAAUUGUGGUCCGUGCGUCCUAAUUCCAAUAGUUUCUGCAAAGUGAAUCCAUCAUGCACAAAACGGAUGUCACAGAGCUAGGUAUAUCGAAGAAUCUUCUUCAGAUGAAUUUCAUGCGUCGAACCCUGGUGGAAAAGGAAAAAGCUACACCUAAACAACAAUCUGACCUGCUUCCGAAUCCAGAGGAGUAUCCUUUUAACCUCCCUCCUGUUGUUAAAGAUCACCUGGAAAAGAUGGUUGCUAUUCUGAGGUUCAGGCCGAAAGUAACGCAUGACAAAAGCCUGUUUGAAAUAUAUGGUGUACCUGCUGGAUUCAGACAAAGCUACGGUGGUUUCAACACCACACAAAACACAGUCACGCCCGCUUUGCUUGGUAGUGAAUCCCCAUCGACUCCGACGACCUCAUUGCGGAAGAAUCGUGAUCAUUCGAUUACUGGUAACCGGUUUCAGCCCCUCUCAGAACCAAAAGCCAGUCGUAAGCGAGGUCUAAGGCUCACUUUCCACUGGCGUUCUACCAACUCAACCACCGUGGUCCGUACCCGUCGCUACAAUGAUGCGCAUCCAGAAAGCUGGAUAAUCUGGAUGCUAGCCCACUUCAAGGGAAACCGAACACAGUCAGCACACAGACUCGCCCGCGCGCAGGAAGCAGGUAGUCAACCGCUCUCCACAAGUCCACGGACAAUCAUGGAUUACGUGUGGCAGCCAUACUGCGGAGAAAACACGUUCCCGCCAUCCGGACUUUCACCAAGGAAUUCUCCUCUUUUGACUUGCACCCCUUUUGCAUUGUAUUUAUUUUUGUACGUGUGGCAUCUCACCAUUGUCAACUGUACUAAAAGCUUUUAUUAG